Messenger RNA from Linum trigynum, 6292 nucleotides. Lineage: Eukaryota; Viridiplantae; Streptophyta; Magnoliopsida; Malpighiales; Linaceae. The record is from the annotation of a GenBank genome assembly.
CCGACAUCGCCUAAGGAAUUUCGGCCUAUUAGUCUAUGUAACGUUCUUUAUAAGAUUUUGGCAAAGGUGUUCGCGAAAAGAUUAAAGGGGCUGCUGGAAAAAGUGAUAUCCCCAUAGCAGAGUGCCUUUGUGUCAGGAAGAUCCAUAACUGAUAAUAUUAUCACGACUUUUGAAUGCUUCCAUUCCAUGAAGAGGCAACUGGAAAAACGUCAAGGAUACUUUGCAUCAAAGGUAGACAUGACAAAAGCCUAUGACCGUGUAGAGUGGCACUUCCUAGAAGGAGUAAUGAGUAGGAUGGGUUUUGUCGAUAGAUGGAUUCAGCUGAUUAUGAUGUGUGUUUCCUCAGUUACCUUCUCCAUUAUGGCGAAUGGGCACCUGUCACCGAGCUUCAGACCAGAAAGAGGACUCAGGUAGGGCGAUCAACUAUCGCCAUACCUGUUUCUUCUUUGUGCAGUGGGGCUGUCUACAUACACACAACUAGCGGUUGAGGAGGGGCGACUCCAUGGGUUCAUGGUGACUAAAAGGGUCCCGAUAGUGUCCCACCUGUUUUUUGCUGACGAUAGUUUCUUUUUUGGAAGGGAUACUAUCCAGGAGGCCACUGAACUAAAGAAAAUCUUCCACGAUUAUCAGGUGGAGUCGGGGUAGCUAGUGAGCUUUCCUAAGUCCGAAGUCUUGUUUAGCUGCAAUGUGAAGCCGCACCGCAAGCUGGAAGUGGGUUUUUUCCUUAAUAUGCAUAUUGUUGACAAACAUGAGAAGUAUCUUGGCUUGGCCACCGAGGCGGGUCGCUCGAAGAAGGAGUUGUUUGUGGGGAUAAAAGAGAGGAUCAUAAAUAAACUGAAAGGCUGGAAAGAGAAGGUUAUGAUAGUUGCAGCAAGGAAAGUCCUAAUCAAAUCUGUUGCACGGGCUUAAUUAAUCUAUCUAUGUCAGUUUUUCGAGUUCCUGAGGGCACCAUUGAAGAAAUCCACAACUUGAUAAUGAACUUCUGGUGGGGCCAACAAUAGGAUGAGAAACGUGCCCAUUGGAUUCGAAGAGAGGCUAUGACGGCGCCAAAACAAGAAGGAGGGAUGGGGUUUAUGGACCUGGGAGGCUUCAAUGUAGCUCUUUUGGCGAGACAACUUUGGAAUUUAGCUCAGAGACCAGAAACCCUUGUAGCACGAGUUCUAAAAGCCAAGUAUCAUAAGUCAACAGAUAUUAUGAAUGGUAGUUUAGGAUAUCGUCCUAGUUACAUAUGGUGCAGCCUGAUGGGAGCGCAAGAUUUCAUGAUUGGAGGAAUGAGAUGGCGAAUAGGGAAUGGUGCGUCCGUUCGGAUAUGGGGGGGGGGGGGGGGGGGGCGAUGGCUACUAGGAGGGAAGAACACUUACAUCAUGUCGGCGCCCCAAGGUCUGCCUGUUGAUGCCAUGGUUAGAGAGCUCAUCAAUCCGGAGACAAAACAAUGGGAUCACACAAUUAUUGAAAGUUGUUUCCCAAGAGCGAUGGUUAACGCCAUUUUGUGCAUUCCGUUGAGAAGUGCUGGAGAGAUAGACCGCUUAAUUUGGAAUAACAAGACACGACAUUAUACAGUUCGUGAUGCUUACAAACAUUAGUUUGAAAGAUUUAAAGAAAGGGAAAGAAUCCAACCAGUGGGAGAUGCUGAAACAUGGAACAAGCUUUUAUCUCUUAAUGUGUUGCCGAAAAUAUGCCAUUUCAUGUGGUGUUUUGCUCGUGACGUGUUACCUACAGGGGACUACUUGAGUGUACGGAGCAAGAGAAGAUGAGACAAAUGUGCUUUCUGUGGGUUCCGGGAACUCAGGUGCACUUUUUUGGGGAAUGCAGAUGGACUUGCAGGCUUUGGCGAUCAACAAGCUUUGCUAGGUACUUUGAAAAGCAUGCAGGCCGAAGCUGUAUUGAAUGGGUGACGGGGGUCUUCAAGACAGCAGGAGAUGAGGAGUGUGAAGAAUGGAGUGUUUUGAUGUGGUACCUGUGGAAGGAGCGUAAUGCUCAUUGUUUUAACGGGAGCAAGAUGGAGGAAACCAUCAUUGUAUCGCAUGCGUCCUGCUUUUUACACGAGUACAAAGACCACCAACAACGAGGAGAGAGUAUUCAUCAGGAUAAUUUGCAGGUGAAAUGGCAACAACCACGAUUGGGCUGGGUGAAAGUGAACACAGACGCAGGUGUUUUACAAGGAGGGGGAGCGGGUUUGGGAGUAGUGGCGAGAGAUGAUACAUGAUAGUUUUUCUUUGCAGCAGCCCAAAAAGUGAGUGGUAACUGGGAAGCUGAGGAGACGGAAGCUUUGACGGCGGAAUUCGGGGUAACUGGCACACCAACUUCAUUACAUGAAUGUGACAUUAGAGAUAGACUGCUUGAGCUUAGUACACAAGCUGAAAGAAGGAAAUGCUAUACAAACUGAGAUAGGGACCAUUUGCAGAAGCAUCAGGAGAGUGUUGGAUGAAACUGGAUCGAGACCAUGGCAAUAUGUGAGAAGAGAAGCGAAUGAAGCGACACACAUCAUGGCUCAUAGUGAGACCAACUGGGACAGUCCAAUGUUUUGGAUUGAUAGACCACCGAUAUUUUUUGUUGAUCAGUUACGGCUGGACUGUAUGACUCCGACUACUGAUUAAUAAGAAUCUUAGGUUCACAUAAACAAAUGGAAUUGCAAAAAUUUGUAGCUUUGCAUUAUUGCAAUUGACACUUCCAUCAAUGGAUUUCAUUUUCAUUGUCAUAUCAUUUUGCAAUUAAAUAUGAUAGUUUGAUGUAGAUGUUCUUUUAGAGUGGAAUUUCAUAAAUUUCGAUUCCGCGCUACAUACAUCUUCUCUGUUGUUAUUAUUCAAUGUACACUCAAUGAAGCAUCUAUAUUUUUAUUACAAAAUUUACAUUUGUCCCAUAAUUUCUACAAAACAAAAUUAAGAAAAAAUGUUCAUACAAUAAGCUGAACAAAAUUAAAAAAAUCUUGUUUCAUGAUGAUAUCUCAUCUAUUUUUAAUUCUUAUAUAUAAAAAGAUUACAAAGUGAAAGUGGAGCGUAUCAUAAAUUUUAAAAAAAAUCACGGAUAUAUGAUAAUCAUCAUACUCGUUUGUUAAUGUAAAUUCCAAUAUAAUAAUACCUACAAUGCGAUUCGUGCAUAGCAUAGAAAGAAAAAAUAAUGUAGAACAUAAUUAAAGGAGUAAUCUUGUGAUGGUGAUUCAUGUGCAAAUGUCAUCAUGAACCCAGGAGCUGUCUUCAUUCUUCUAUGAGUCUACCUUCAUGAUCAUCUUCUUCUUCCUAUUCUUCUUUUCACAUAUAUUACUCCAAAUUCCAUGUGGGACUAGCAAAUCUUAUUAAGGAUAGAUAUCAACUUUGCACCUUAAAAAGCUUCAAAAUCAAUUUAAGAUGAGGAGAGAAAGAGAGGGACAGGCUUGCACUAAACUUCAAGCCUGAAAACCCUAGCAGCUAUAGAUCAUAUGUAAGGAAAUUAGGGAAAAAGGAAGAGCACCCAACCAACAAGAAUACACAGAUCAGUUGUACAGUUUUGGGCAUGCAGCAGUAACAAUUGAGAGUGUUCCCCACUCACUCUCAUCCCUUGCCUCUUAAGAAUCCAAUAGAUAAAUGAGAGAGAGAGAGAGAGAGAGAGAGAGAGAGAGAGAGAGAGAGAGAGAGAUCAAUGGAGUGAAAAAUUUCAAGCUUUGGAUGCUUUUUUCCCCUUCCUUUUGUAAAGAGUAAAGAUGCAAAAGAGAAAGAAAAGUUACACUCCAUAGUAUAUGCGUUGAGAGAGAGCAAAUGUCAACCUUUGUGAGAUGUGCAAGUCAAUUGCUUUCCUCAGCAUCGAUCAUGUCCAUAUGUCUCUUUCUUUUCCUCGCAUAUUCUAUGUGUGCGGGGGACAAAGAAAAAGGAAAGGAAGCACUAACUAGGAAGGAAUUUUUUAUUAAUAUUUAUUGACGACUUUACUAAGAAUCACGACUAAAAUUAAUUAAUAAGUAAUAACUACUACAAAUGGAAAAAAAUUACUACUAUAGGUAAGUAAAAACUACUAACCGUAUAAAAAAAUCGAUGAUUUUGAAAAAAAAUAAAAUCGAGAAAUAGAUACCAAUUAAUAAUAUCUACAAAUAUAGUUAGACGAAUAUCUACUCAUUGUAGCAAUUACGUAUUGAUAUCUACAAAUAUAAUCACUACUACAUCAAAUUAACACUACUAUACACUCUCUCUUUACCACUGUCCCUAAUCGUACAAGUAUGCGAACUGUUUCGUCGCGUGUAACUUAUUAACUUUGACGAAGGGGAUGAGUUAUGUUUCACGGGAGAGAGAUGGUAAGGUUUUUGUCAUUUGUGGGAGAGAUGUGUGAGAGUGGGAGAGAGGACUGCGGAGUAUUUAUAUUAGAUUUGAUUAAAUAUGGACCAUAUUAUUCUUCAAUUAAUUAUAAUCCUAAAUUCACUAAUUUGAUUUAAAAGUUAUUAGACUAAUUAGCAUGAUGCUAACUUCUCAAGGGGUUAUGAUCUUAUCUCAUUCAUCCACUCUCACCGUUGCAUGUUCAAUCAUAAGUAUCUCCAAUUAAUCAUUCAAUUGUUAUAGUGUGGUCUCUCAACCACUAUGAUUGUAAAUUAGAUCAAUUUAGUUCUUCAAAUUUUGCAACCUGAUUUAUUAAGUUGUUUAUUUCACAUAAAAGCACUCGUAACUUUAAGUCCAUAAUUAAUAAAUCAAAUUUUUACGAUACUGAGUAUCACUCAUAUCUCAUUUGCAAAAAAACCGACAUGCUUCAAAAUAUAUUGAAAUGUAUUAGUAAUAUGUUUAUUUUCUUCUAGUCAUCACUAAUUUUUGUCUAAAAUAUUAUCGAUAUAUCUUUUCGAUAAACUUCGACCAAAACUAGUAUCAUUUUUGGUACUCAUUUAGCACCUCCUCUUCUUCUUUCCUUUUCUGUACACGGUGUCUGUCUGUCUGGCUUGUUGUGGUUUAGGAGGGUCCAUGCAUGGCAGUGGAAUGAUGGAUAGGAGCAAAGUGUAAUUGGAUGGACAAAAGGAAUAAAAUUUUAGGAGUCCCAAUGCAGCAUCAUCAGAAUUGACGUGGAGAAAUAAUAACACCAUUAUUAUAUAUAUUAAGGGAAUAUAUAAUAAACUAAAUUUUGAAUUAAUGGUGAUAAACAGACCAAAUCUUGGUGUCUUUCCCUACUAAUAAUGGCACAUUAUUGGUCAAUAUAUUUGUACUAUACAUGUCAUCAUUAGGAGUGGUAUUAAAGGCUGUUAACUUUUAUUUGCCAUAACCCACAUUUUUAUGUAUUUUUGUAACACACACUUUUGUAAAAAAAAAAACAAUAUUUUUUUUUUGUGUGUGGAAAAUUUGAAGAACAGAUGCAUUAAAAGGAAGAACACUUUGGUUGGACUUUAAUGAUUUAACCAGCAAGUUACUAAUGGGGUUCAACCUCUAAUUGGUCACUCAACUUGAUAGCAACUAAUCAUCUUUAUCAAAUCCUAACCUUUCUGCCUAGUUCGUACCAAUCCGAUACGCUAGCUAGUCGUCAACUUCUUUCUUCGAUACGUUUUUUAGCGAUCGAUUCAGUUAUGAAAUAUGAUGUUGUGGAUUAUUAUUUUGCCAAGUAUUUCGAUGGGGAUCAAUAGUUUUAUGAUCACAUUACGUUUCUGAAUGGUUUUCUCAACCGGUUUACUCCCUCACAAAGCCGCUCUCAAAAUGGUUGCAAUGGCUGGCAUCAUACUAUCACCUAACUAAUCCUCCCAAAGGAUAAGGGUUAAGGAAGAGGUGCAUGGGAUGGGAUGAUAGAUUGAUUGAAACAGAAAGGUGAUCAAUUGCUUCUUUCUAACAACUUGUUAUCAAUUAUUCAUUAAAAACAAAAAAAAAACAAAACAAAACAACUUGUGAAUUUGUGAUAGAUUUAGGAAGUUGGUCAGACAUCAAGUUAUGAUUCACGAGGAAUAGGAUAAUUGCCCAAAAAAGGGACACAUUAUCUUAUUGAACAAGACCCCAUCCUACUCAUUUCCUUAUUUGAAAUAUUAUACCAUCUCUUCAUGCACCGCUCCUUAUAUAUAUCCCAUCAUUAUUAUUAAAAAAAACAAAGUUUUUAGCUGUAAUCUUGGUGAGAGUAUGAAGAUUCAAUAUGUCGUCGUAUAGCGUAUUACUAUUCGCGAACGAAUUUCAUGAUCCACUCUCAUUCAUUUUUUCAGAGUCUCCAUCUCCUUUAAGGGAUGAAAUGACUAACGGUUUCAAGCGAGAUCUCAUUUCCCUGGUUUAGGGCUUCCCAAGGGGAAGAAAUUCCCCCAAGAAAAAACUGGGCAUGUUCAUCUUCAAUGGAUUGAAUUUCGCUUCUGCCAAGAUAACAAAUGUAGAGAAAAGAA